Messenger RNA from Clonostachys rhizophaga, 756 nucleotides. Lineage: Eukaryota; Fungi; Ascomycota; Sordariomycetes; Hypocreales; Bionectriaceae. The record is from the annotation of a GenBank genome assembly.
AUGGGUUUCACGUCGAAGGCCAUCACUAUGGCUCCGCCUGAGGCUCGCCGCAAAUCGGCUAAUCCCCGCCGUGGAGCUGCCAAAGACCUUCAGAUGUUCGAUGGGACAUCUCUUGCCAUCUCUGAGCUUCAUAAGUCAAUGUCAAGCUUGUUCAACAGCGGUUUGUACUCAGACCUGACGGUCGUAUGCGGGGAGGAUAAGUACCAGGUCCAUCGAGCUGUCGUCUGCCCACGGUCUAAGUUCUUCGAAGCGGCAUGUCGCCAUAAUUUCAAGGAGGCGAUCACUGCUGAAAUCAACCUUCCUGAGGAUGAUCCCGUCGCUGUCAAGAUCAUGAUGAAUCAUUUCUACAAUCUCAACUACUCAGACGGCUCUGCAACUACUUCAGAGACUGGCUCGGCUCUCCCAGGAGCCAAAAGAUUCUCUCUUCUUGACCACGCCAAGGUCUACUCCCUAGCCGAAAAGUACGGCAUCCCCAGUCUGAAGAAAUUAGCCAUGGAUAAAUUUGAGCGGCAGGCAAGGAAAGACUGCGACGGUGAGGAUCUCGUGGACGCAGCGGUGGAAGCGUACACCGGCACUGUCCAAGACGAUCGUGGAUUGAGGGAUGAGGUGGUCAGAGCCAUCACUGUCCACAUGGAUGUUCUGACUCAUGAGUCGUUUCGAGAGGCCAUUAACGGACUGGACAUCGGAGUUGACGUUGUCUUGCAUCUGCAACAACAGGGGAGGAUCCUCAACACUGAUUGCCGCAAUCGCUGGUGA